Molecule: messenger RNA, 471 nt
Organism: Fraxinus pennsylvanica
Lineage: Eukaryota; Viridiplantae; Streptophyta; Magnoliopsida; Lamiales; Oleaceae
Source: the annotation of a GenBank genome assembly
AUGGGCUGGUAUACGAUGGAGGCUUUUCCUGGCCCAAAAAUGACGGAGGCGGUGAUUCGGAAGAAGGCAGGGAUGGCAAGCAUUAAGGACAUGCCGGUACUUCAAGACGGCCCGCCGCCGGGCGGGUUCGCUCCGGUCCGGUUCGCACGUCGUAUCCCCAGCAAGGGUCCCAGCGCCAUGGCCAUUUUCCUUGCGGCUUUUGGCGCCUUCUCCUGGGGCAUGUACCAAGUCGGUAAAGGCAACAAGAUCCGCAGGGCGCUCAAGGAAGAAAAAUAUGCUGCUCGCAGGGCAAUUUUGCCAAUGCUCCAAGCCGAAGAGGAUGAAAGAUUUGUCAAAGAAUGGAAGAAGUAUCUCGAGGAAGAGGCCAGAAUCAUGAAAGACGUGCCUGGUUGGAAAGUGGGUGAAAAUGUGUACAACUCUGGAAGGUGGAUGCCUCCAGCAACUGGGGAGCUUCGUCCCGAUAUCUGGUAA